Molecule: messenger RNA, 2391 nt
Organism: Exophiala spinifera
Lineage: Eukaryota; Fungi; Ascomycota; Eurotiomycetes; Chaetothyriales; Herpotrichiellaceae
Exons: 1
Coding region: 1-2391 (796 amino acids)
Cellular component (GO): vacuolar transporter chaperone complex; fungal-type vacuole membrane
Source: RefSeq, a predicted model, not a curated record
AUGCGUUUCGGCCAAACCCUCUCCAACUCCAUUUACCCACCGUGGAGGGACAAGUACCUCGAGUAUGACAAGAUAAAGAAACUACUGCGUGAGGACGAAGCCUCGCCUCAGGGCCGAGCUCGUACCGGCAGAGGGCAAAGCUGGACCGAGCAAGAUGAGGAGAACUUCGUCCACGAAUUGACAGAGGUACAACUGGAGAAGGUCAACCAGCACCAGGUCAACACCUUCAACUCCAUUCGCGACCGAGCCGCCGCUUGCGAGGCAAAGGUUCCUAGCUCGGACGAGGAAGAUGGAGGAAAGUCAGACGAAGAGUUGAAGACCGUGGCCAAGGACAUGUUGAAAGAGCUGGACGCUAUCUCGAAGGAGCUGAACGAACUUAGAAAGUUCAGCCGAAUAAACUAUACCGGUUUUCUGAAGGCGGCCAAAAAGCACGACAGAAAGAGAGGACUCAAGUAUCGCGUCCGGCCUCUCCUGCAGGUCCGCCUCGCUCAGACUCCGUUCAACUCGGAAGACUACUCUCCGUUACUGUACCGUCUCUCUGCGAUGUACUCCUGGGCCCGCCAGGUUUUGGGAGAGGAAGCAUCAGGCAACGAGGAAGACGCCGAUGUCCAACCCAGAGAUGUCUACACCGCCCACAAAUACUGGGUCCAUGCCGACAACAUCCUCGAGGUCAAGACGCAUAUUUUACGUCGCCUCCCUGUCCUUGUCUACAAUCCGCAGUCUUCCAAGGUGGUUGACUCGGCACAGAAUGACCCGACUCUCACGUCCAUCUACUUUGACAACCCGGCCUUUGAUCUGUACAAUAGCAAGGUUGGAGCUACGAGCGCUGGUGAUUCGUUGAGACUUCGAUGGACGGGACUUCUCAACGACAAGCCAGAGAUCAUCCUCGAGAAAAAGACUGUUGGCGAAGAUACAGAAAGCAGCGAUACUAGAGUUCCUAUCAAAGAGAAAUAUAUCACUCCGUUCUUGAAGGGUGAAUACAAGCUUGAAAAGCAGAUCAAAAAGUUUGAAGAAAGACUUGGGCCUGAUCACCAGGAGGUAGCAGAGUUCAAAGCCAACGUCGAGGAGAUUCAAUCCUUUAUCAAGGAGAAGAACCUCGAACCAGUCUUGCGAGCAAGUUAUACUCGUACAGCCUUCCAAAUUCCAGGUGACGACCGCAUCAGAAUUUCUCUGGACACGGAUCUAGUAUUCAUCCGUGAGGACGCCCUGGACGAGGAUCGACCAUGCCGCGACCCGGAGGAUUGGCAUAGAUCGGAUAUUGACAAGGAUGGCAUGGAGUACCCAUACUCUGCUAUCAAGAAGGGAGAAAUCGCUCGUUUCCCCCAUGCUGUCCUUGAGAUCAAGGUCAAAGACUCCAAAUUUACUAGGAACAAUGCUUGGCUGCACGAUCUGAUGAAUUCCCAUCUUGUCAAGGAAGAGAAGAAAUUCUCCAAGUUUGUGCAUGGUGUCGCACAACUCUUUGAAGAUUACGUCAACAGCUUCCCGUUCUGGUUGAGUGAUCUUGAGACGGACAUCCGAAGGGAUCCUGUUGUAGCCUAUCAAGAAGAACAAGAACGUGAACAAAAGCGAGCCGAGGACGAAAUGGCUGUGGGAAGCUUUUUGGCCUCUUCCAAGCUCGCCAGCUCUCCUAAAGGGAAGAACGGAUCGCUUGGAAAGUCGCCUGGCAAGCUCCCCGACCGAAGACUGUCGGGUCACCUUUCACAGUCCGUUCAAUCUCAAUCUAGGCUGAGACACUCCGUUGUCCUCGACGCUACAGCUGAGGAUCGGGAUUCUGAUGAAGACGGGGUCCGGGGUGAUAGCAAAGCCGCGUCCAAAGGUGGCUUGCGAUCAUUUCUGCCUGCUUUCUCGAAUUCACGUUACGCUCGCCGUCAUCGCCAACGAAACCCCUGGGAGAAUGCGCCACUGCCACCUGGAGUCAAGGAGCCAGGAUUCUGGAUCAAGGAUCAGGGUGAACUGAAAGUCGAGGCUAAGGUGUGGCUCGCCAAUCAGCGUACAUUCAUCAAAUGGCAGCAUAUUGCGGUCCUCCUGGCCACCUUGUCCAUGGGCUUGUACAAUGCUGCCGGUGUGAAUAACAACAUUGCCCGGGCCCUGUCGCUGGUGUAUACUGGCUUUGCCGUCUUUGCGGCCAUCUGGGGCUGGGGCGUUUACAUGUGGCGAAGCAAGUUGAUCACCGAGAGGAGUGGUAAGGAUUUUGACAAUGCCAUUGGACCAUUUGUGGUGGCCAUUGGUCUGGCUUGUGCGCUGCUUUUGAAUUUUGGCUUCAAGUACCAUGCUGCUAUGGCACACAAGCAGGAGAGUAUGGGUAAUGCUACGAGCAUAUUGUUACCCAUGGGCAAGCAAAUGGCGAUGGAUGAUGUCGUUCAUAAUGGGCUAUAUGUGCAAAAUUCGUGA